AUAUGGUUGAGCUUUGUCAUCGUCACGCUAUUACAUUAUUAUUACUAAACAUAAACACAAUCACACACAGACUACCGCAUUCUUAUUUCUUAAACGGUGCCAGCAGUAUCGCUUUCGUGGAAAAUGUGUCUGCGCUUCUCUGCUUUUACUAUUCACACCUCUUCCUAAUUCCACGUACCCCUCGCAUCGCCACCCAAAAACUCUUCUUCUUCUUCGUCUCUCUCUUCCAAGUACGAGAUGCUUUUUUCUCGAAUUUCGAGAAACCUCAGAGGUGCCUUCAAUGGAUACCGCCGGUUUCUCUCUAUUGGAGAAAACAACCGCCGCUUUCUUUUCUCCCACUCACCUGCAGAUUCUACUGAGCAGGUUAUGAGAAGUCUAGUUUUUUCAAAGGGCAUGCCAGCGUUGUAUAGUAGUAGAUAUCAUAUUCAUCACCACACCAGCAGCUCCCUAGUUGAGGAUGAACUUGAUCCGUUUUCUCUGGUGGCUGAUGAACUAUCAUUUAUUGGUAACAAGCUGCGAGAAAUGGUAGUUGCAAAGGUUCCUAAGCUUGCCUCUGCUGCUGAGUAUUUCUUCAAAAUGGGGGUGGAAGGAAAAAGAUUUCGUCCCACAGUUUUAUUGUUAAUGUCAACAGCAUUAAAUCUUCCAAUUCCCAAAGCACCUCCUCCAAUGGAACUUGGAGGUACUACAACAACUGACCUACGUUCAAGACAACAACGCAUAGCUGAAAUAACAGAGAUGAUCCAUGUGGCAAGCCUUCUUCAUGAUGACGUAUUGGACGAUGCAGAUACCAGACGUGGUAUUGGUUCAUUAAAUUUUGUAAUGGGAAAUAAGUUGGCAGUAUUGGCCGGAGAUUUUUUGCUUUCCCGGGCUUGUGUUGCUCUGGCCUCUUUAAAGAACACCGAGGUUGUAUCUUUGUUAGCAGAAGUUGUAGAACAUCUUGUAACGGGGGAGAUCAUGCAAAUGACCACAACAUCUGAUCAACGGUGUAGCAUGGAGUAUUAUAUGGAAAAGACAUACUACAAGACUGCAUCAUUAAUAUCAAACAGUUGCAAGGCAAUAGCCAUCCUUGCAGGGCAAACAGCUGAAGUUGCAGUGCUUGCUUUUGAGUAUGGAAAAAAUCUGGGUUUGGCGUUUCAAUUGAUAGACGAUGUGCUUGAUUUUACAGGCACAUCAGCUUCCCUUGGAAAGGGUUCUUUAUCAGACAUUCAACAUGGAAUCGUUACAGCUCCAAUAUUGUUUGCAAUGGAGGAGUUCCCCCAGUUGCGUGCAAUUGUGGAAGAGGGCUUUGAAAACCCCGAGAACGUUAACAUUGCUUUGGAUUAUCUUGGGAAAAGCCGAGGUAUACAAAAGACGAAGGAGCUAGCCAUGAAGCAUGCUAGCCUUGCAGCAGAAGCCAUUGAUUCCUUACCUGAAAAUGACAAUGAAGAAGUAAGAAAAUCAAGGAAAGCCCUUGUAGAACUUACUCAGAUAGUCAUUACAAGAACAAAAUGACAGGAAGGCUUUGUCCCCCAUUUUUGUUUUGUUUUGUUUUAGUAGCUAAAAGAAGUCUCUCAGUAAAAGUCAACUGCGGACAAUUUGUUCUGGCGCCAUUUCUCAAUUCUUCUACCACCGUUCCCCAGUGAGGAAAAUAAGUUAUUUCUAGGAUAAUGUCACCAUUCCUUUUUCUUUCAUAUAUUAAAUCUUUUUCCUUUUUUUUUUUUCUUUUCUUUUUCUCUUAUACAUCUUUCCCUCUGUUAGUGUGUCGUUUGUACAACUGAAAUGAUACUAGAGAAAAACUGUUUUCAUGUGUACAUCCGAAGUGAAAAAGUAGUGGAAGACAGUUGAAAACAAUCUUUUUUGUUAAAUUGUUCGGUCUGAUUUCAUUUCUUA
Molecule: messenger RNA, 1869 nt
Organism: Medicago truncatula (barrel medic)
Lineage: Eukaryota; Viridiplantae; Streptophyta; Magnoliopsida; Fabales; Fabaceae
Product: solanesyl diphosphate synthase 3, chloroplastic/mitochondrial
Exons: 12
Coding region: 238-1491 (417 amino acids)
Biological process (GO): isoprenoid biosynthetic process; ubiquinone biosynthetic process
Cellular component (GO): transferase complex
Molecular function (GO): prenyltransferase activity
Source: RefSeq, a predicted model, not a curated record